Messenger RNA from Prunus avium (sweet cherry), 2610 nucleotides. Its product is annotated as receptor-like protein EIX2. Lineage: Eukaryota; Viridiplantae; Streptophyta; Magnoliopsida; Rosales; Rosaceae. The record is from RefSeq and is a predicted model, not a curated record. Gene Ontology annotation, molecular function: protein binding.
AUGGCUAGCUUUACAAAUUACUUAUUCAGUCCUACAUAUCACCUCAGCAUUGCUCAUUAUUUCCUCAUCUUCUUUUUGGCCUCCUCAUAUCCACACACUAGUAAACUUCAUUUUGGUGAUGCACUUCCAAAUUCGAAACCAUGCAUCGACGAGGAGAGACGCGCUCUCCUCGCCUUCAAACAAGAUCUCACUGAUCCUUAUGGGAGGCUUUCUUCUUGGGUUGGUCAAGCUUGCUGUCAAUGGAAAGGCAUUUCAUGCAACAACAUCACAGGUCAUGUUGAAAAGAUUGAUCUCCAAAAUACAUACACAUACACACUUUCUGAUUUCGAUAGAGAGUGGGAUGAGAUGGAGAUCUCUUCUUUGGGUGGUAAGAUAAAUCCUUCUUUGCUUAGCUUGAAACAUUUGAGCUACCUAGAUCUAAGUAUGAAUGAUUUUCAAGGGAUUCUCAUUCCCACAUUCUUUGGUCAGCUCAAAAGUUUGAGGUAUCUCAAUAUCUCACAUGCUUCAUUUGGAGGAGAGAUUCCAGCUCAUCUUGGUAAUCUAUCAAACUUGAACUAUCUUGACCUAAGUGAAGAGUCUGACCACUGUUUACUUGAACUACCUUCCAACAGCUUGAAAUGGCUUUCCAAUCUCUCUUCCCUAAAAUACCUCAGUCUUGAAGGAGUGGACCUCAGCAACACUGGGGUAAGUUUGGUAAUUGCUUUUAACAAGUUUCCUUCCCUACUAGAGUUGCACCUACCCGCAUGCCAAAUUAAAAGCCUUCCAAUCUCACUAGGAAAUGUUAACUUCACAUCACUUUUGAUCCUUGACAUGUCAUAUAAUGAUUUGAAGUUUCCACUUCCUGAAUGGUUUUUUUAUCUGACUGGCCUCAGAAAACUUGAUCUAAGAGGUAAUUUUUUGGGUGGUCCAGUUCCCAGUGAAUUUCAAAGCCUCAAAUCACUAGAAGCUCUUGAUUUGUCUUUUAAUGAUCUUGAAGGUCAAAUUCCCCAAAUUUUUGGGAACUUUUGCAAUCUAAAGACAUUGAAUCUUGCAAAUAACCAAUUUGAAGGGGGGAUUCAAGAGCUUUUGGGUGGUUUAUCAAGUUGUCCCAAUAGUGAAUUAGAGUCACUAGAUUUGUCUUCUAAUAAUAAGCUGAAAAGCCAAUUGCCUGCCUCAUUAGGGAUGCUACACAACUUGAAGUAUCUUAACCUCUACAAUAAUGAUAUGAGUGGGUCCAUUCCUAAAAGUUUGGGGCAACUCUCCGAGCUUGUUCACCUAGAUCUAUCUUUUAACUCAUGGGAAGGGUCUUUAACAGAAGCCCAUUUCACAAAUCUCACAAGAUUGAAAUACUUUUCAUUAGGCAAAGUCACCCGAAACCCAACUCUACCUAUUCCUCUCAUUUUCAAUGUGUCUUAUGAGUGGGUUCCUCCUUUCAAGCUGCACAAAAUUAACAUUGGGAACUGUAAAGUAGGUCCUGCCUUCGGGGCAUGGCUUCAAUCUCAAACUGAACUUGUCUUUGUCAAACUUGCUGCCACUGGAAUCUCAGAUUCUAUACCCGAGGAUUGGUUCAUGAAACUAUCAUCCCAAGUUGAGUAUUUGGAUUUGACUUCCAACCAAAUCCAUGGAAAGCUUCCCUUGCAAUUGAAACUCCCAAAUGCACUGGUUUUGGAUUUGAGUCAUAACCAAUUUGAUGGACCAAUUCCACUUUGGUCUGGUGACAAUAUGGUUCGGAUUAAGCUUGAAACUAAUUCAUUUUCUGGCACCAUUCCAUUGAAUUUUGACCAAAAGUUUCCAAAAUUGGAAUCAUUUUAUCUUGCUGAAAAUCAUUUGCAUGGCACCAUUCCACCUUCCAUUUGCAACAUGAAACACUUGUGUACCCUUUCUCUGAGAAACAACAAGCUAUCAGGAGAAUUUCCAAAAGCAUGGAGCCUGUUGCGUAAUAUAAUGAUUGUAGAUGUUGCAUACAACAAUCUCUCAGGCAAUCUUCCCAGUUCAAUGGGUGACUCGGGUUCUCUUUUCAUGUUGAAGAUGAACAACAACAAUUUCGAGGGUGAAAUUCCGUUUUCCUUGCAAACCUGCACUUCUUUGAGGAACAUUGAUCUUGGGAAUAAUAGAUUCACUGGUGAAAUACCUCCAUGGAUAGGAUCAACUGCUUUCUUGGUGUCAACCCUAAGGCUGAGAUCCAAUUUUUUAAGUGGAACUCUUGAUCUCUCACUCAACCACCUUUCAGGACAGAUUCCUCAAAGUCUUUCAUCCUUGACCUUCUUGUCUAACUUGAACUUGUCCUAUAACAACUUGAGUGGUGAAAUUCCUUUGGGAAACCAACUUCAAGCACUCCCUGAUUCAUCCAUUUAUGAGGGCAACCCAUUCCUUUGUGGAUUUCCUCUUUCAAUCAAGUGCUUCGAAGAUGGCAAUUCUACUCCCAAGGAUCCAAAAGACAAUGACAAUGAAGAUGGAAAUGAGAAGUUCUGGUUCUAUGUGAGUAUGGCACUCGGUUUUAUCGUAGGCUUUUGGGGUGUUUUUGGCACAUUAAUUGUGAAGAAGUCAUGGAGGUACGCUUAUUUUCGAUGGUUUGAUGAAAUCAAAGAUAAGGCAACGCUAUGUGUGCGUCGUUUGGUUUGCCAAGAGUGA